Lineus longissimus is the source of this 2100-nucleotide messenger RNA. Its product is annotated as protein suppressor of hairy wing-like. Gene Ontology annotation, biological process: regulation of transcription by RNA polymerase II. The transcript has 2 exons. Bases 1 to 2100 code for a protein of 699 amino acids. Lineage: Eukaryota; Metazoa; Nemertea; Pilidiophora; Heteronemertea; Lineidae. Gene Ontology annotation, molecular function: DNA-binding transcription factor activity; RNA polymerase II cis-regulatory region sequence-specific DNA binding. The record is from RefSeq and is a predicted model, not a curated record.
AUGGCACCUAAAUCAUCCUUUACUUGUGUACAAUGCAAGAAAUCUUUUUCAACUGAGCAUCGUCUCGUUGAACAUAUUCGUAUUCACACAGGAGAAAAACCAUUCCAAUGCAAAUAUUGUGAGAAAUCAUUUUCAGCGAAGGGAAAUCUAUUGAAGCAUGUACGUAUUCACACAGGAGAAAAACCAUUUCAAUGGAAGGGAACAUUAUUGAGGCAUGAACGUAUUCACUCAGGAGAAAAAUAUUGUAAAUAUUGUGAAAAAUCAUUUUCACAGAAGGGAAAUCUAUUAACUCAUGAAGGUAUUCACGCAGGAGAAAAACCAUUCAGAUGUAUACAGUGUGAAAAACAAUUUUGCUCUCAGCAGGCUCUUCGCCAUCAUGUUCACAUUCACACAGGAGAAAAACCAUUCAAAUGUGAAUAUUGUGAGAAAUCAUUUUCACAGAAGAAGAAUCUUUUGAUUCAUGAAUGCAUUCACACUGGAGAAAAACCAUUCAGAUGUGUACAAUGUGAUAAAUCAUUUGUCUCAAAGCUGGCUCUUGUCAGACAUAUUGGUAUUCAUGCCAGAGACAAACCAUUCCAACUAAACUUCAACUGUAAAUGUUGUCAUAAAAUCUUCAAGAGUGAGUCUGACUUACAAAAACAUGAGCGCAGCCACAAUCAUGGUACGCGCAAAUCUUUGAAGGUGUCUGUUGAAAGUCCGGGAAUGGAUAAACGUUCAAAGCCAAAACGUGGCAAAGCUAUGAAAAGUUCUUGUCCAUUGUCUCGUCAUGAACUAACUGUUGUGGCAGAAGAACCUGUAGUAGAACUAACCGGUCAUUUAAAUAGCAAAUAUUCUCUAAAUGGACGAAAUCUAAAACCUACAUGUUUUGCGGCAAAUGGAUGUUUGAUCAGCAGAAAGACUGAGAGUAAGGUAUCGAAGUUGCCCGCUGCAGCAGGACGUUCUGACAUGGAUAUGAAGGACACGGCUGCAAAAAUGUCUAGUAUCAAUGGGAGUGAAACUGAAACUCUAGGUCUGGGUAGUACUGCGAAAACUGAGGAAUAUAAAGUUCGGCAGCUGGCUGUGAAACGAAGGUUGAUACGAGAUACUAUUGAGCGUCCUUCUAAUCAGCUGGAAAAUGUUAAAACUAAAAGUGAACUCAUUGACAUGUUUGCUGCUGACCAGUCUGAUGGAAGAGUUGAACCAGCUUACACAUCUGCUACAGGGCAGGUCAGGGCUGAACGAGACCUACGUGUUGUUCAUGUUAGAGAGGAGAGAAAUGUCCUCAGUGGGACCUUUAACCCGCCACCUGCAGAGAUCAACUAUUUCAAAAGUGGACUACGUCAAUCUGACAUAUCUCCUAUAGAACAGACCAAUAUCAAAAAUGUCCCAUGUGACAUAUCACCUAUAGGACAGGCCAAUGUCAAAAAAGACCCAUGUGACAUAUCUCCUAUAGAACAGGCCAAUAUCAAAAGUGACCCAUUUUAUAUAUCUCCUAUAGAACAGGCCAAUAUCAAAAGUGACCCAUGUAACAUAUCUCCUAUAGAACAGGCCAAUGUCAAAAGUGACCCAUGUGACAUAUUUUCUGUAGAACAGGCCAAUGUCAAAGGUGACUUAUGUGACAUAUCUCCUUUUGAACAGGCCAAUGUCAAAAGUGAGCAAUAUGACAUAUCUCCUAUAGAACACGCCAUUGUCAAAAGUGAGCAAUAUGAUGUGUCUCGUCUAGAGCAGGGUUGUACUGUACAGGUAGUUGGACCUUGUGACAUGUAUCCUACAGAAGAGGCCAAUGUGUUAAGUGAGAUCGGCAACAUGUCUCCUAUAGAGAAGGUCCAUGUCAAAAGUGAGCCACUUGACGCAUCUCCAUUAGAGCAGGCCAAUAUCGAAAGACAAACAUGUAACAUUUCUCCUGUAGAGUUGGCCAAUGUCAAAAGUGAAGCAUGUGACAUAUCUCCUCUAGAGCAAAUCAGUGUGAAAAGUGAGUCAUGUGAUGACACGCCUCAAGCAGUUCAUGAUUUAGUAGAGCAGGAAAACUCCAGUGGUGCACAGGUUGAUAUGUCUAAGAUUGAUGAAUACAUUGCAGUGUUUGAUCGCUGGGCAGAAAUGUUGUGUAAAGAGAAAGAUUAG